Molecule: messenger RNA, 162 nt
Organism: Serpula lacrymans var. lacrymans S7.9
Lineage: Eukaryota; Fungi; Basidiomycota; Agaricomycetes; Boletales; Serpulaceae
Exons: 2
Coding region: 1-162 (53 amino acids)
Source: RefSeq, a predicted model, not a curated record
AUGGCCCAAGAUUGUAUAAACGGAGCACGCCAAUUAGAAGCUGGGAAGCCGGACAAUCAGCUCAACACUCUGUCCGGUCGUUCGUACGACGAGAUCCAGGCCUUCUUCUAUGAUCAGCAGACCGCUGAAAUGAAGGCUCAGGGAAAAGAGUUUAGAGCUUAG